Molecule: messenger RNA, 387 nt
Organism: Rubroshorea leprosula
Lineage: Eukaryota; Viridiplantae; Streptophyta; Magnoliopsida; Malvales; Dipterocarpaceae
Source: the annotation of a GenBank genome assembly
CAUGUGGAAGGAUUUUCUUUUGGAACAAAAGAGAACCCAAGAGGGUUAGCCGCAUUGAAAGUUACUUGCACCCUGUAAGGUGCAUGACAAGGCAUCCUGAUCCUCAACGUUUUGAACUGGCUACUGGUGGAGCGGAUCAACUUGUUCGUUUCUGGGCUCCUAACGAUGAGCUGCCAAUAGGUUAAGUAGAAUUGAAGAUGGCUAAUUUGAUUUUAUCUUUUAAAGUUUUCAGAGAAAAAGUUAAAAUUGGCAUCUUUUCUGCUAUUCUGGGAAGUUUAGGAGUACAUUCUUUUGAAUUUAGUAGUAUUUGCUUUGUAAGUUUUAACUUCUAAUUAUCUUUGAUGUUCAUGCCCAGUUUUGGGCUACUGCCUCGCCUAAGUUUAAAAU